This is a messenger RNA of Aphanomyces invadans, 1191 nucleotides long. RefSeq lists its product as hypothetical. The record is from RefSeq and is a predicted model, not a curated record. The transcript has a single exon. Gene Ontology annotation, molecular function: pyruvate dehydrogenase (acetyl-transferring) activity. Gene Ontology annotation, biological process: pyruvate decarboxylation to acetyl-CoA. Lineage: Eukaryota; Oomycota; Saprolegniomycetes; Saprolegniales; Verrucalvaceae. The coding region runs from base 20 to 1090 and encodes 356 amino acids.
UUUCAUUCUGGCAAUCAACAUGUUGGCGCGCGUGCUCAAGCAAUCCUCUACUCCCUUCCGCGGCCUUGCGCGCCGUUCGAUGGCGACUGUUGCUGAUGAGAUGACCGUUCGCGAUGCGUUGAACACGGCCAUGGAUGAAGAACUUGCCCGCGACGAGUCUGUGUUCAUCAUGGGGGAAGAAGUCGCCAAGUACAAUGGCGCGUACAAAGUCACCAAGGGGCUCUGGGAAAAGUACGGCGACAAGCGCGUUUGGGACACGCCGAUCACGGAAGCCGGGUUCACUGGUCUGUGUGUUGGCGCUGCGUACCAUGGCACGAAGCCGAUCGUUGAAUUCAUGACGUUCAACUUCGCCAUGCAAGCUAUCGAUCAAAUCAUCAACUCAGCUGCCAAGCAGUUCUACAUGAGUAACGGUGACAUCGCCGUGCCGAUCGUGUUCCGCGGCUCGAACGGUGCCGCGUCUGCCGUCGCCGCCCAGCACUCGCAGUGCUUUGCCGCUUGGUACGGCUCGGUCCCUGGGUUGAAGGUCGUCGUCCCGUAUGAUUCCGAAGAUGCCCGUGGUCUCUUGAAGGCCGCCGUGCGUGACCCCAACCCGGUUGUGGUCCUUGAGAAUGAAUUGAUGUACGGCACGUCGUUCCCAGUCUCGAAGGCAGCGCAAGACAAGGACUUCCUCAUCCCGAUCGGCAAGGCCAAGAUCAUGAAGCCCGGCAAGGACGUCACCAUUGUGACCUUCUCGCGUAUGGUGGGCGUCUCUCUCGAAGCGGCGGCAGUGCUCGCUAAGGAAGGAAUCGACGUUGAAGUGAUCAACCUCCGUUCGAUCCGUCCCUUGGACCGCGAUACCAUCAUUGCGUCGGCCAAGAAGACAUCGCGCGUUGUGUCUGUUGAAGAAGGGUGGGGCCAACACGGCAUUGGCGCUGAAAUCGCCGCCAUCCUCAUGGAAACCGACGCGUUCGACUACUUGGACGCCCCCAUGGAGCGCGUGACCGGCUCGGACAUCCCCAUGCCGUACGCCGAGAACUUGGAGCGACUGGCCGUACCCCAAGUCGAAGACAUCGUCGCAGCUGUCAAGCGAACGACGGCCCGAACUUUGUAAUUAGAAACAUGCCCGUGUUGAGGUAUUUGUACAACAUCUCGCGUUUCCAACGUGUAGAAAACGUUUAGAAAAGCAACUCCACACCCUACUCAACUUUCAAA